GUGCUUGCGCUUGCUUUGCUUGGUUGACUUGGUUCUUGUGCAUAAUGCAGAGCGAAGCAAAAUAAUAUCCUUUCCUUAAUUUAAUUUGUGCUCUUCAUUCAACUUUAUUAAUAAAAUUUUGGUAUUUGUUCCGAACAGAUUAUUGUUCAAUAGUUCCCAAGAAAUCAAAUUGCGAACCGGCACAAUGUCUGAAAAAGACAAAUCGAAAUCCAGCAACCAAGCCAAACACAUACCAAAAGACGCUCAAGUGAUCAUGUCGAUCAUGAAAGAAGUUGGUGUGACGGACUACGAGCCUAGAGUCGUGAAUCAACUUCUAGAGUUUACUUAUCGAUACGUGACCUCGAUAUUGGACGACGCGCGCGUUUUUGCCAACCACGCGAAGAAGAAGUCUAUAGAUAUCGAAGAUGUGCGGCUGGCGGUACAACUGCAGCUGGACAAGUCGUUCACGAACCCGCCGCCGCGGGAGGUGCUGCUGGAGAUCGCGAGAGUGAAGAAUGUCAAUCCCCUGCCGUUGAUUAAGCCGCAUUGUGGGCUACGAUUGCCCCCUGAUCGUUACUGUCUAUCAGCAUGCAACUACCGUCUCCGGCCAGCUUUCAAGAAGGUUGUGUCUAAGCCGGCCGUGGUCCCCACCCCCACCGUCAAGACAGUCACAUCUUCCAAGGGUGCGAGCCAGAAUGUGGUUGUGAAGCGGCCGAGUGGGGCUAUAGUCAAUGUGUCAUCGGCCAAGCCCAAUGUUGUGCCUAAGCCUGUGCUGAAGUUUACUUCGGGCAGCAAGGUGGUAGCCAAACCUGCCGUGCGCGUGACCGCGGGGCCUUCCACACAGGGCCCCGUCAAGAUGGAGCUCGACCCCAUGGAGUCCGGGCCCAUGAAGAGGAAACGGGAGGAUGAUGACUACGACAUGUAGAUAGAUCUUGGUAAGAUAAGUGUGGCUACCAGUGGCGGGGCGUGAAAAUUUUCGUUGGUAAAGCCGGAGGGGUUUUUGGCAUCUGUUUUGUAUGGACUUCUACAGAUACUAGAGAAUUUUAGGGAACCCGUUGGGAAUCGAGUUGUAUCGACGCUCCGCCACUGGUGGCUACAGACUAGCGUUUUAUACGUGCAUAUAAUUAAUUAACCAC
Molecule: messenger RNA, 1115 nt
Organism: Leguminivora glycinivorella
Lineage: Eukaryota; Metazoa; Arthropoda; Insecta; Lepidoptera; Tortricidae
Gene: Taf9
Product: transcription initiation factor TFIID subunit 9
Exons: 3
Coding region: 185-904 (239 amino acids)
Biological process (GO): DNA-templated transcription initiation; RNA polymerase II preinitiation complex assembly
Cellular component (GO): SAGA complex; transcription factor TFIID complex
Molecular function (GO): protein heterodimerization activity; transcription coactivator activity; RNA polymerase II general transcription initiation factor activity
Source: RefSeq, a predicted model, not a curated record